AUGGCCCAAUCGUCUCCUUUCCCUAUGCCCGUGUUCGCCGGCGACACUAACACGCCCGUCCCCAUGCCCGUCUUUGCCGGCGACACCACCGUUCCCGCGCCCGCGCACCCCGCACCCGCGCUCGCGCCCACGCCCGCACCCUCCACACCCGCGCCUGUCUCAUCUACCCCCACCUCCUCCCACGAACCCUCCUCCACCCCCGCCCCCGCCCCCGCCGCAGGGCACGGCCCGACCGCGCCAUUCGACGCGCGCGCGCUUGAGCCCGCGAUCUACGCCAUCCUGAGCGCGCCCUCGGUCGACCUGAGCACGAUCAGCGCGAAGCGUGUGCGCAAGACGCUGAGGGAGAAGGACGCGGCGCUGGACGAGCCUGUGCGUGCGCACCGCGAGGCGGUGGAUGCGGUUAUUGCGGAGGUGUAUGGGCGGGUUAGUGCUGCUGCUGCUGCUACCGCUGCGAAUGCGGCGGUGGCGGCGGGUGGUGUGGUUGAGAAGAAGGAAGAGGAGGGGAGCGAGGUUGGGGGGAAGAGGAAGAGGGGGGAGGGGGUGGAGGGGGAGGGGGAGUUUGCUGAGGAGGAUGGGGGUGAGGGCGAGGAUGGGGAGGAUGGGGAAGAGGACGCUGAAGAGGAGGAGGAGGAAAAGCCACCGAAGAAGAAAUCGCACAAGGCGACACCCAAGUCGAAGCUCGAGGAGGCAGAUGCGGCGCUCGCGCGCCAGCUGUCGUCGCAGCUCAAUGCGCGCUCGACGCGGCACUCGUCCUCGCGCGCGGGCUCGGCGAACGGCGGGGCGAAGAAGGGCGGAGGGGCGGCAGCGAAGAAGGGCGGGAGGGCGAAGAAGAGCGCGGCGACGGUGGAUGAUUCGGAUGGGGAUGGGGAUGAAGGAGGAGCAGGGGCAGGGAGGAAGAAGAAGCGGAAGGGGGCAAAAGGGGGCGGGGCGAAGGGGGGUUUCGCGAAGGAGUAUAUGCUUAGCGAACCGCUCUCGAUCCUCGUCGCCGCGCCCAAGAUGUCACGCCCGCAGGUGGUGAGCAAGCUAUGGGAGUACAUCAAGGCGCACGAGCUGCAGAACGCGUCGAACCGGCGCGAGAUCCUGUGCGACGCGACGAUGCGCGCCGUGUUCGCGUGCGACAAGAUCGACAUGUUCACGAUGAACAAGAAGCUGGGGCAGCACCUGCACGAGGACCAGUGACGAUGUUGGGUGUCAGCGUUUUAAUACCGUGGUAAGAUGAGAUACUGGACGGGACAUACACGUUGAAGGUAGUUUCUGAAUAUAUGCGAUUUUUCCCUGC
Coniophora puteana RWD-64-598 SS2 is the source of this 1279-nucleotide messenger RNA. Its product is annotated as SWIB-domain-containing protein. The transcript has 3 exons. Lineage: Eukaryota; Fungi; Basidiomycota; Agaricomycetes; Boletales; Coniophoraceae. Gene Ontology annotation, cellular component: nucleus. The record is from RefSeq and is a predicted model, not a curated record. The coding region runs from base 1 to 1179 and encodes 392 amino acids.